This is a messenger RNA of Canariomyces notabilis, 1209 nucleotides long. Its product is annotated as ras-domain-containing protein. Gene Ontology annotation, cellular component: plasma membrane. Gene Ontology annotation, molecular function: GTP binding; GTPase activity; GDP binding. The coding region runs from base 398 to 1036 and encodes 212 amino acids. The record is from RefSeq and is a predicted model, not a curated record. NCBI's taxonomy places the organism in Eukaryota, Fungi, Ascomycota, Sordariomycetes, Sordariales, Chaetomiaceae. Gene Ontology annotation, biological process: signal transduction. The transcript has 8 exons.
GCAGUGCGCCUCGACCACCCCACCGGCAUUUUGCAGCCCCCAAUUUUUGUCGGUCCAGCGCCGCUUGCUUGACCGAGUCCCUGCCAGGGGCCCAAAAAUCCUAGCGAAGAGAAUCACGUUCUCCGAUUUUCCUCAUCUUCCGCCCUUCCCCUUUUCCCAUAACCUUAACUUACCCAAAGGUCGUGGUCAUUGCUGGUUGAUUUCUGCAUGUAGAAACCCCUGGGCUCGUGACCGUCGCACCCGCCUUUUCGGCGUCCCGUGAGGAGUAGGAGCUGCGAGACGACCCUUGGUAAAGGCCCGAGACGGGAAUCAGGCGGUGCAGAGGGACUGUCAACGGGCAUCAAGUGCACUGGACCGCCAUCUAGCUCAUUUUGAGUGGGCACUAAUCCAGGAAACAAUGCCGUCCAAGUACAGUUACCAGCCAUGCCGGGAAUUCAAUGUGGUCGUUUUGGGUGCCGGUGGCGUUGGGAAGAGUUGCCUAACUGCCCAGUUCGUACACAAUGAGUGGAUCGAGAGUUAUGAUCCCACCAUUGAGGAUUCAUACAGGACGCAGAUUUCCGUAGAUGGACGGCAAGUGGUGCUGGAGAUCCUCGACACAGCCGGCACAGAGCAAUUUGUUGCCAUGAGGGAUCUCUACAUGAAGACCGGGCAUGGCUUCAUGCUAGUCUUUAGCAUCUCCUCGAGGACCUCUUUCGACGAGCUUCAGACUUUGCGCGACGACAUUAUCCGCAUCAGGGACGACGAGAAGAUCCCAAUCGUCAUAGUCGGGAACAAGGCCGAUCUCGAAGAUCAGCGGGCAGUCGACCGUGCAAAGGCUUUCGCCCUGUCCCAGAGAUGGGAUGCGCCUUACUACGAAGCCAGCGCCAGGACGCGGACCAAUGUCGACGAGGCGUUUACAGACCUCUGCCGGCAGAUGUUGAGACGGGACGACAGCGAGGAGGAGGCACGCGAAGAGAUUCUCGCUCAACGAGCCGAGAAUUUGGCCGCCAAAAGGCGCCGCAGGAGGAAGCGAAAGGAGAAGUGUGCCAUCCUUUGAGCCCAGCUUUCUUGGCCAUGCCACACUUGAACGCCCUGGGUGGAAAGUCCUAUCAUGUCCAUCUUGCGGCAUGAAGAUUGGAUGGAGACAGACCUAUUGGUCAUGCAUGUCACGAUGGAAAUGAAAGCGCGGUCGGGGACCCCUUUUCAUCUUGAAUCGGUUUGUUGUCGUGU